Molecule: messenger RNA, 711 nt
Organism: Entrophospora candida
Lineage: Eukaryota; Fungi; Glomeromycota; Glomeromycetes; Entrophosporales; Entrophosporaceae
Source: the annotation of a GenBank genome assembly
AUGCCACGUAAUAAAUUUCUUGCACCUGGAAUAACAGCUUACUCUCGUAACAAAGUUUAUGCAAAAAAAGCAUUGUAUAAACGUAAGAAAACAGCAAUAGAGAAGUCAACAGCUAAACCACCUACUACUAAAACAGUUUCUAUCGGAGGUGAUAAAAAUGGUGGACAACGUGUUGUCCCUCUGGAAAAAGCUCCAAGAUUCUAUCCUGCUGAAGAUGUUCCACAUCCUAAAAAGUCUCGCAAACUAAACAAACCAACCAAACUUCGUUCCUCCAUCACUCCUGGUACUGUUUUGAUUUUGUUGUCUGGCCGCUUUCGCGGAAAGCGUGUAGUCUUCUUAAAGCAACUUCCAAGUGGUUUACUGCUUGUCACCGGUCCAUUCAAAAUCAAUGGUGUACCAUUAAGACGUGUUAAUCAAGCUUACGUGUUGGCCACAUCAACAAAAAUUGAUAUCUCUACUUGUUCAUUUGAGAAAUUUGAUGAUACAUAUUUUAAGAGAGAAAAGGAGGCUAAAAAGAAAUCUACAGAAGAAGAAUUUUUUGAUCAAAAACAAAAGACAAAGAAAACAGUUCCAGAAGUCAGGCUUACUGAUCAAAAGGAUAUUGAUGGAGGAAUUGUUGCCAGCUUAAAAAAAGUUCCAGAUCUUGCUGAUUACUUGGCUUCCAGAUUUACACUUACAAAAGGUCAACACCCUCAUAAAAUGGUUUUCUAA